Gordionus sp. m RMFG-2023 is the source of this 3500-nucleotide messenger RNA. Its product is annotated as coatomer subunit beta-like. NCBI's taxonomy places the organism in Eukaryota, Metazoa, Nematomorpha, Gordioida, Chordodea, Parachordodidae. The record is from RefSeq and is a predicted model, not a curated record. Gene Ontology annotation, cellular component: COPI vesicle coat; cytoplasm. Bases 66 to 3365 code for a protein of 1099 amino acids. Gene Ontology annotation, molecular function: structural molecule activity. The transcript is spliced from 24 exons. Gene Ontology annotation, biological process: intracellular protein transport; intra-Golgi vesicle-mediated transport; endoplasmic reticulum to Golgi vesicle-mediated transport.
UGGAAUAUAAAAAAAUAAAACACUUUUUGCGUGGAUUAAUUUAAUUGACACAUUGCAUCUUGAAAAUGACAGCUGAGGUAGAACAACCCUGUUACGUUAUUAUAAACUCUCCAACUGAUUCAGACACGCCGAAAGAGUCACAAUUAAAACAUGAUAUAGAAAAUGGUAAUUUAAAGGCCAAAACUGAGGCGUUGAAAAAAUUGAUAUUUGCUCUUUUAAAUGGGGAAAAGCUGCCCCCAUCUAUGUUGAUAUUGGUCAUUAGAUAUUUGCUUCCACAGCAAGAUCAUCAGGUCAAAAAAUUAUUAUUAAUAUUUUGGGAAAUAGUUCCCAAAAGAAAUGCCACUGGUAAAUUGUUACCUGAGAUGAUUUUAGUCUGUGAUGCCUACAGAAAAGAUUUACAACAUCCAAAUGAAUUUAUAAGGGGUUCAACACUGAGAUUUUUGUGUAAAUUAAAAGAAUAUGAACUGCUGGAACCAUUAAUGCCUUCUAUCAGAGCUUGCUUGGAACAUAAACAUUCUUAUGUCAGAAGGAAUGCUGUAUUGGCCAUUUAUACUAUAUACAGGAAUUUUGAGUUUUUGAUACCUGAUGCACCAGAAUUGAUUGGAAAUUUUUUGGAAAUUGAACAAGAUGCUUCAUGUAAAAGGAACGCUUUCAUAAUGCUAAUACAUGCUGAUCAAGAAAAGGCUCUGAAUUACUUACACAGCUGCAUAGACCAGGUGCAAAAUUUCAAUGAAAUUUUACAAUUAGUCAUUGUGGAAUUGAUUUACAAGGUGUGCCGUUCCAACCCAUCCGAAAGAUCCAGGUUUAUCAGGUGCGUGUACAAUCUGAUAAAUUCUUGCAAUAACGCGGUCAAAUAUGAGGCAGCCGGAACCCUUAUGUCUAUAUCCUCUGCUCCCACUGCUAUUAAAGCUGCCACUACCUGUUACAUAGAUUUGAUAGUUAAGGAAAACGAUAAUAACGUAAAACUUAUCGUGUUGGGAAAGUUAUUGGAACUCAAGGAUCAAAAUGCGAACAACGAAAGAGUCCUCGAGGAUAUGAUGAUGGAUAUUUUGCGAUUGUUGAAUUCGAGCGAUUUGGAGGUCAAGAGUAAAACUUUGGAAUUGGCCUUGGAACUUGUAUCCUCAAGGAAUGUUCGCGAUCUUAUAGCGGUUCUCAAAAAGGAGAUUAUUAAAAUAAAGGAUGCCUCCGACAUGCAGCAAAAUAUUACCACUAGUAGCCCCACGACUACUGCCAGUGACCACGGCUCCAAGCUAGCUUCGGAUUCUAAACCUACCAGCGUGACCACGGUAAACGAAAGUAACCCCAACGAGGAUUCUAACAAAUACAAGACGAUGCUGAUCAGAACGCUUAGAAAUUGCCUGUUUCCCAAAUACCCCGAUAUUUUGGGACAAAUUUUUCCGACCCUUAUAGAAUGCUUUCUGGUGAACGAGAAUAAUUCUAAUAAUUCGGAAUCACCGGCUUCCCAAGUUUUAUCUCUUUUGCGGGAAUCUGUUCAAACUUUUCCUCAGAUGACGGAAGGUAUAGUAAUGAAGCUUUUGGAAAUAUUCGCUACCCUAAAAUGUCCCUACGUGUUUAGAGGAACGAUUUGGUUGCUAGGAGAAUAUUCGUACGGAAAUUCGCAGUUAGAAGCUGUUUUAGACGUAGUGACAAAAUCCUUGGGGAAAAUUCCAUUGGUUCCGGACCAGAAUCAACUUGUUUCCGAAGAAGGAGAGAAUACAAACGUCGAUGUAACUGCUGCUACGGAUAAAAACAUCGUUGAAAUUAAGUCCAAUAAGCCCGUUAUAACGCCUGAUGGAACUUACGCCACUCAAAGCCCAUUGGAAAAAUCCAAUAAAGCAACUAAAACCGAUAAUGAGAUCCCCCCUUUGAAAAAAUUUGCUUCAAAUGGAGAAUUUUUCGUAGCUUCCAGUUUGGCUAACGAUCUUACCAAAAUCGCUUUCAAAUACAUGGAAGCCAACAAAGGAAACGAUGCUAAGAUUAAUUCCUUCUUUGCUCGUACGAUGCUAAUAUUGGCUUCGAUAUUGCGAUACGGAAAAUCCAGUUUACCCAAAAAGCGCAUCACUUCGGAUGAUACGGAUCGAAUAAUGCUGUGUUUAAAGGUUCUUUCGAGCUCUCUAUCCUCCAAAAAUGGCGACGGAAACUCCGUUUUAUUGGAUAUCUUUUCGAGAUUUUGUCGCGACUCUCUCAAUAAGAUUGUUAAGGUCGAGGCUAACACGUUGGCUCAACAAGCCAACCGAAAUAAAGGAAUAAAAAGCUCAGAGGUUCAACCGGACUCCGAAAUCAUUUUUAUGCCUCUGAUCAAACAUGGCGAUCUGGAUGGACAAGAGGACCAAUUCGAAUCCAGUCUAUUGAAAGCUAUAGGGGACACUGGGAUAGAUGGCACCAGCCACAAAGAAAUGCAAAAUAUUAUCAAUUCAUCUCGGCUUAAUAAAGUUACUCAACUCACUGGUUUUUCAGAUCCAGUUUACGCCGAAGCUUAUGUGGACGUUACUGGUAGGGAUAUAAGGCUGGACGUGCUUAUAGUUAAUCAAACCCCCGAUACUUUGCAAAGACUAGAAUUGGAAUUAGCUACUCUAGGCGAUUUGAAACUGGUGGAUAAGCCCGCUCCCCUCAAUUUGCCCCCCAACGAUUUUUGUAACAUCAAGGCUUCUGUCAAGGUCUCCUCUACCGAAAAUGGAAUCAUAUUCGGAAAUAUAGUUUAUGAGGUCAGUAGCAGUGGUGCUCAGGAUAGAAACGCCGUCAUCCUUGAGGAGAUACGGGUGGAUGUCACCGAUUAUGUCAUCGCAUCACGUGAUGGUAGUGACGACAGUGCUCUCACCGAUUCCUCCUUCAGGCGAAUGUGGUCCGAGUUCGAAUGGGAAAACAAGGUUUGCGUGAAUCGCGUGGUUACAUCUCGUCGAAGCGUCAAGCAGGAUAGCGGUGCCCAUGUUACAAAAGCGCGGGAAUUCCAAUCAACCGAAAAUGAGAUCGAAGAGCCGGGAGAAAUCGAAGGAACAUUGGAAGAAGAAAAGGAUGAAUUGGUCGAUUUUUUAGAAUUUUUGAUAGCUGGUACCGGUAUGAGAAGCCUCACCCCACAUCAGGCACUAAAGGGGGAUUGUGGUUUCCUGGCCGCUAACCUUUACGCAAAAUCCAUUUUUGGCGAAGACGCUUUGGCCAACGUGUGCCUCGAAAAAACUAUAAGCGAUAUAAAAACUUCGUCUAAGUUUGAAGAAGAUAAGGUUGAAGGCGAUAUGGAAGAUAAAGAAAUUGCACCUCCAGUUCGGUCUGUCACUAUCUUGGGGCACGUCAGAAUUAGAGCCAAAACUCAAGGCAUGGCACUCAGUUUGGGUGACAAAAUUAACCAGUUACAGAAGAACAGAAAAUAAAAUAUUUAAUGGGUUUUUUUUCUUACUUAUUUUAUUUAUAAUUAUGACCUAUUUUUUACGUGUAACUUUAAUUUCAUUACCUUUUAUAAAUUUAUACAAAAUAUAUUUAACUGAAAUAAGAUCAUUAUAAUAUAU